This is a messenger RNA of Lachnellula hyalina, 873 nucleotides long. It is a transcript of the gene utp23, whose product is annotated as rRNA-processing protein. The coding region runs from base 1 to 873 and encodes 290 amino acids. Lineage: Eukaryota; Fungi; Ascomycota; Leotiomycetes; Helotiales; Lachnaceae. Gene Ontology annotation, molecular function: small ribosomal subunit rRNA binding. The record is from RefSeq and is a predicted model, not a curated record. The transcript has 3 exons. Gene Ontology annotation, cellular component: small-subunit processome; nucleolus.
AUGAGGGGGAAACGGUCAAAGCAAUAUAGGAAGCUCAUGCAGCAGUAUGGGCUGAAUUUUGGAUUCCGCGAACCAUACCAAGUGCUCGUCGAUGCAGAUAUUCUCAGAGAUGCAGACAAAUUCAAGAUGGACCUCGUGGGGGGGCUAGAGCGAACCCUUCAUGGCCAAGUCAAGCCGAGCUCAGUGAUAACGCAAUGCUCGAUGCGACACCUCUACGCCGCUGCCACUGAACCAGGCGUCUCAUAUCUUAUCGACAAAGCAAAGACCUACGAACGACGACGAUGCGGCCACCAUCCAGACGACCACCCCACCCCGCUCAGCGCGAAAGAAUGUCUGGCCUCGGUAGUUGAUCCCAAGGACAGUAAGACGAAUAAACACAGAUAUGUGGUAGCCAGUCAGGAGCAAGAAGUUAGAAAGCACAUGCGAGGUGUUCUGGGUGUGCCUCUGAUAUAUAUCAAUAGAAGUGUAAUGAUUAUGGAGCCUAUGGCGGGAGCAACGUCUGAAAACAGGGACAGGGAAGAGCGCGGGAAAUUUAGGGCCGGUCUUAAGAGGGGAAGUGGGAGUUUGAAGAGAAAGAGGGAGGACAACGAUAAUGGGGAAGUCGAAGGCCAUGAUGAAGGUGGUAAACCCCGAAAGAAGACAGUCAAGGGUCCGAAAGGUCCAAAUCCUCUGUCUGUGAAGAAGGCCAAGAAGAGGUCAACUGAAGAAGACGCAACUCGUUGGGAGGAUAUCAAAAUGGAAGCACCAGGUGAAGGGUCUGCAGAGCAAAAAGAUGCGGACUCAGGAGUCAAACGGAAAAGAAGACGGAAGCACAAGUCUGGCGCCAAUGGGGAAGAGGCUGGCGAGGCAGAGCCUGUGCUCGAAGUAGAAUAA